ACACAAGCCCGGGGCUGUGGCCUCAUCAUGACCGAGCGGCGUGGGGGCCUGGGGGCCCGCCUGGGCCGCCUCCUGGCAGGACUAGGGGUCCGGAGGGAACGCAGGGGGAAGGAGACCUCAGAGGAGGCCAGACCCCGGGAUAGGCCCUGGGGUGGCCAGAGCUGCCCUGACCUGGCCCAGGGCCAGGGCAGCACCUGCGAUGUCAGACUAAAGGUCCACGCCCAGAGCCAUUCAGAAUGGGAUCUUCGGGUUGGGAGCCACAGGAAGCAACAGCAGCCCUUGGGGCGCCUUGCUGAGCCCUUGGGGCGCCUGCAGAGGCCAGCUGUGGGCAGCGCCUCAGACCUGGCCAACUACAAUUCCAUGGCACCCGUGGACCUGGCCCUGGCUGUGGCCUCUGCAAAACCUGAUGGUGCCCAGCACCCCUCACUUCCGCGGCCUGAUCCUCCAUAUAUGGCACAGGGAACCCCAGACCGUGUCUGCCAGCACCCCCCACGCCUAGCCCAGGACGUCACAGUCACUGGGAGGUUGGAGCCGCCCAGCAAUCUGGAAAAUGCAACCCCAACGCCCCACCCAGCAUCUGUCCCUGAGGUGGAAGGGGCAAAGGGCGAGCAGGACACCCCAGGGCCUGUCCUGUCAGACUCAGCCCCACACUUACGUCCCUUGGCCAGGAGGACCCGCUACCACAUCACUGUCACCCUACAGGGGUGUGGGCAGACACCUGGGGAGGAGGGUGAGGAACCGGCCCAACCAGCUCCCCACCCCUGCGGCCCUGAGGAAUCCAGGGGCUGGCAGGAGCCUCCCCAGGGGCUCCGCCCCAUCACGGGGUGCCUGACCGACCUGCCCCAGGAACCCCAGCCGAGAGCCCCGCUGCUGCACCAGGGGAGCGUGGCCCAGUGUCAGGCCAGCUGGAAGCCUGGGUCCCCACGUGGACGGGUGCUGGACCACAGCGUGACGAGAACACCCCUGGACAGGUUGCUGGGGCUCGACAUGGAGGAGGCAGCUGGGCCUCCUGCCCGGGCUGAGGCCCGAGUGGUAAGUGCCACACUGAUGUGGCGACAGCGGCCUCCAGCCCAGGAAGAAAUUAGACACCGUUUUCACAAGGUGUCCCUGGUGUCAGGGGCCCGAGAGGAAGUGUUUGGGUACACUCACCUUCGAGAGGAAGUCAAUGGCUUUGCUACUCGGGAAGAAGAGACUGUGAAUCACCAGGGUGUUCAGGAUAAGGCUGGCUCCACAAACUUCCAGAGCCAUGGGCCCAUCUUUUCCAAGAAGUAUGUGCCACCUCCAAAGGAGAAAAGGCCGAUAGCAAGGCUGAUGGAGGCUGCAGACCAGACAGACAGCAUGCCCCAGGCUCCUAGGACUGAGCCACCAGGCAUGGGAGCCAUGGCCAGGACUCAGCUGCUGGUGCCUCUGCCUGGGCCCCGGGAGCCAAGCCCCCACCCAGGUGUGAGUCCCACUGGUGGGAACUCCUGGAACCGUGAGGAGUGUCGAAUGUUACGCACUGUGCGCACAACCACAGUAGUGGGGGGCCAUGUGGACCGCCAGAUGAGCAGCUCAGUGACCUCGGGACCAGCGCCAUCAGGUGAGACCUUGCCGAGGGGCCGCCAUGUGUCCCGCUCUAUCCGGGCGGUGGUGGUGAGACCCCAGGCUGAGGGCUCAUCUGGCCACAGCAAAGCCCGGGAGCUGCUGAGUAGCCUGGUGACUGCUGAGAACAAAUUUCCUGCCAGUCGCCUCCCUAGGCCCACGAAUGUUGUGCCGAGGAGCCAGGGACUGGGUGGCACAGGGGGGACAGCCCUGGGGCAGCUGCCUGAGAUGGGGACAGCCCAGCUAAAGGUACCUGCCAGCAGCACAGUGAGUCCUCAUGCACCCCAGAAACAUGAUGGUCCUACAGCCCACCCAGACCAAGACCAAGGCAGUGCCCUGGAUGCUGGGACCUGUGAGACCCUAAGGGUACAGGGAGCCUCUAUCCCUACUCCACUGCCUCCCCAGACUUCUGGGGACCAAGCACCAGUGCCCUCCUCUCCCAGACCCCAGACCCAUGCUUCCUCUCUGGCCUUGGCCCAGUACCCAGAGCAGCCUGUGGUUGCUUCUCAGCCCAGGGCCCAGCCCCAUCCACAGGGCCUGGAGAAGGAAGGGCUUGCAGAUCCCGCGGCUGUACCCAUCCCUCCCGUGGAGAGGGCCAAGGCUGUUACAGUGCCUGAACAACCUCUAGUUCCACCUUCUAUCAGGAAGAAGACUGUCCCCAGCCCAGCAAGUCUUUCUGCCACCUCCUCCCCAAGGAAUAAGCUUGUUCAGGACUCUGAGAAUGUGCCUGUCUCCUCCUUUACUGAGAAAGAGGCACUUCAGGGCCCUGAUGCUCCCAAGGCCUCAUCCCCUAAGCCCACCAAGGCUGUCCAGGGCCCAGAAGGAGGUCUUGGCUCCCAGAAAGAGGUUGUCCAGAGUGUUGAAAGCAGCCCUGCCCCCUCCCUUCCCAAGGAAGAGACUGUUCAAGGCCCGACUGCUCCUGUUCCCCUACUCUCCAAAGAGGACAAAGCCAUCCUAGGUGCCAAAGGGAGCCCUGUCUCAUCCCCUACUCAAAAAGAGGACAUCCAGAGCCCUGCUGUUUCUCCUGUCCCAUCCCCCUCUGUGAGUGGGGAGUCCUCUGCUGUAGAAGGCACCCCUCUUGCAAUGCCAGUGGAAACAGAAGCAGGCACGGAGGCCCAGCUUGUCCCUGACUCUACUGAGGGCAAGCCACUUCCACAGUCAGCAAGUGAGGAGGAUGAGAUGGCCCUGACUGCUGACCUGGAGAUUUUUCUCGAUACUCUACGGAGCAUGGAGCCUCCUGAAAUCCUCCGCACUCACCGGCUGCCCCGAGCCCCACGCUCCUCCUACUUGGCCAUGUACGCCACAUUGCCCGCCAUCGAGGAGGACCAGCCUGGACCAUGGGUCCUGGGACCCAGUCCCCAGGAGGUGCCCACCUUGGAUGAGGAGGAGCAAGAGGAGGAGGAGGAGGAGGAGGAACUAGAGAACCCCUACCUGAGUGAUGAUGAGAAACUCCAGCUCAAGCUGGAAAAAGCAGGACCCAGCCCCUCCUGGGGCUCCCAUUCUACCAGGCCCACCCAGGACUCUUGCUCACCCCUGGAAAUGAUGAAGAAACAUGUAGCGGAUGCCAGGAACCAUCACCCAGAACUUGGGCUGGAAGUGCAGACUGGCAACCGGCCCACUUCGAGGCUUGGUAGCAGCAUUCUCUUUAGCAGUCUGGUGUCUGCCACCAAGGAGGCCCCUACCCUGGAACCACUGGGUACAAAACUCUCUGCUCUGCCACCCCAUGAGGCACCGGGGCUCAAGAAGGUGCCUGGACAGUUGCCCCUGCUGUGCAGUGGAAGGCCGCCACCAGAGAUGCUGACACGUGCCCGGCCCCUGGAGGGGUGGAGCCCAUCCUUGAAGGCCCAGGGCAAGCUGAACACCCGGCCUGGGAAGGUGAUCUUCUUCUCGGACCCUGGCUGCCAGGGCAGCAGCAGGGAGAUCUGGAAAGACACUGCGGAUGCCUCAGGCUGGGACCUUGCGGCCUCCGUAAGGGUGGUGCGAGGAUGCUGGGCGCUGUACGAACAGCCAGAGUUCCAGGGCCGGAAGCUGGUCCUGCCUGAAGGAGAUGUGGAACUCAAAGCCCUCCGGCCGGCAUGGAGCACUGCUGGCAUUGGCUCCCUCAGGCAGAUUGUCCGGGACUACUGCAUCCCAGAGAUCAUCCUGUUCUCUGAGAAGGGCCUCAAGGGUGAGCAAGUGAAGCUAACCGAGGCCUUAAAGGACCCUGGUGGCCUGGAGAGACCCCUGAAAGUGGCAUCUGCCACUGUCUCUGCAGGACUGUGGAUGCUGUACCCCAAGCCAUUCUUUGAAGAUACCCCUUAUAUCCUGGAGCCUGGAGAGUACCCUACUUUGGAGCCCUGGGGUGCAUCAGACCCCACUGUGGGCUCCCUGAAGCCCAUGAAAUUGGGAUGUCCAAGCGUGGAGAAACCAGGGGAGCCCAAGGCUGUGGUGUAUGAGGCUCCAGGCUUUCAGGGCAAGAGCUGGGAAGUGAGCCGAGACAUCUAUAACCUUCAGCAGCCAGAGGACAGCCAGAGCCCCAACCUGGCCUCUGUGGGGUCCUUGCGGGUUCUAGGGGGCUGCUGGGUGGGCUAUGAGAAGGCAGGCUUCCGUGGCCACCAGUACCUCCUGGAGGAAGGCGAGUAUGCCAGCUGGUCACACUGGGGCGGCUAUGACGAAUUGCUGACCUCCCUGCGGAUCAUCCGGACGGACUUCGGGGACCCGGCAGUGGUGCUGUUUGAAGCCAUGGACUUCCAUGGGCCUGGCGUGGAGGUGAGCACGGCACUGCCGGAUGUGGAACUCGUGCAACAUGGGCCACACACACAGGCCAUCCACGUGCUCAGCGGUGUGUGGGUGGCCUAUGAACAGGUGGGCUUCUCAGGCGAACAGUACGUGCUGGAGAAGGGCGUGUACCGCAAUUGCGAUGACUGGGGCGCGGGCAACAGCGCCCUCGCCUCCCUGCAGCCGGUACUGCAGGUCGGGGAGCAUGAUCUGCACUUCGUCUCGAAGAUCCAGCUUUUCUCCGGCCCCGACUUCCUGGGCGACCACAUCUGCUUCGAGGAUGACCAAGCCUCUCUGCCCUCCUCCUUCCAGCCCCAGUCCUGCCGGGUCCUCGGAGGAAGCUGGAUCCUGUUUGAUGAGCAGAAUUUUGAGGGGGACCAGUACAUCCUCUCUGAGGGCGAAUUUCCUACUCUUAUGGCCAUGGGCUGCCUAGCCUCCACAGUCCUGGGCUCUCUCCGGAAAGUGCCCCUGCACUUUUCAGAGCCUGCCAUCUUCCUGUAUGGACUGGAGUGCUUUGAGGGGAAGGAGAUCGAGCUCAACGGAGAGGUGCGGAGCCUACAAGCCCAGGGCUUCAACAACCAUGUGCUGUCUGUGCGGAUCAAGGGCGGCGUCUGGGUACUGUGUGAGCACAGCGACUUUCGGGGCCACCAGUGGCUGGUGAGCGCUUGCGAGAUCACCAACUGGCUGACCUACAGUGGCACCCAGAGGGUGGGCUCCCUCUACCCCAUCAAGCAGCGCCGAGCUUAUUUCCGCCUUUGGAAUGCAGCCCUGGGAGGAUUCCUAGCAGUGCCAGACCACGUGGAGGACAUGAAGGCGGGCCGUGUGGUGGUCUCCGAGCCCCGUGCUGGCGGAAGCUACAUCUGGUACUAUGAGGAUGGGCUGCUAAAGAACCAAGUGGCGCCCACCAUGAGCCUGCAGGUGAUCGGACCUCCCAGCCCAGGCUCCAAGGUGGUGCUCUGGUCCGAGAGCCGCCUACCACGCCAGACAUGGAGCAUCGAUGAGUCGGGCCACAUCUGCAGUGAGAUGUUCGAAGGCCAGAUCCUGGAUGUGAAGGGUGGCCGAGGCUAUGACCGGGACCAUGUGGUGCUGUGGGAGCUGGAUAAGGACAGGGCAUCCCAGAUCUGGACCGUCCAUGUGCUUUGAACCUCACUCCUUCCCCAGCCCUGGCGGCUCUUGCUGGGAUGCAAUGUUUUUUAUAGGUUUUUGUUGUGACAUAAGCUAUUUUCUGAUGUGCUGCUGGGUAUCUUCAUCUCUGUGCACCUUGACAUAUGGAGUUUGGGAGAAGGUUUGCCCACUGGUCUACCCACACACUCGGGCUGGCUUCUUCCCUGUUUGUUUUUAUAUGAGAGUUGGAUGUAUACUUCCCCUGGGCCACCAGGGGGAGCUCAACAACCGGAUUAACUGGCGUGAGUCACCCACAGGCUGCGCUCUGCUACAAGGGGUUUCAGGCUGUGAAGGAACACAGACCAAUACCAGGGGUUGUGGUCCCCACGCACAGGGAACACACAGUUCAGUGGAAGAUCCUGAUAGCUAGGGUGACAAUCAGUUAGAGGAAGAACACAGUGUAGGGCUGCUCAGAGCAGGACCUUGCUGCCUGGGACCUUCUGCUGACACAGGAUGGGAAAGAGUAGACCAGGCUAUAAAGUAGCACUGGAAAAUGAACCCCAGCCUCGUGGUUCACCCACAGAAUCCCAACACUUGGAAGGCUGAGGCAUGAAGAUUGCUAAGAGUUCAAGGCCCGCUUGGGCUACAUAGCA
Molecule: messenger RNA, 6095 nt
Organism: Octodon degus (degu)
Lineage: Eukaryota; Metazoa; Chordata; Mammalia; Rodentia; Octodontidae
Gene: Crybg2
Product: crystallin beta-gamma domain containing 2
Exons: 22
Coding region: 28-5481 (1817 amino acids)
Source: RefSeq, a predicted model, not a curated record